UUCCUCGCAGGGGCUCAGUCCUCAAAAGACCCCUCCCUUCAUUAGCUCGUCGGCAGUAACAUCCAUCUACGGAUAUGAUAGCGCGAGCAUACAUACUUCGUACAAUCCCGUGCAAUGGCCGUGGUCGAAAUAUUUAUGUAAUCCGGUCGACGUCUCAAAUAACUUUACUCGACAACUCACUAACUUCAAAAGUCGUCAUGUUAUCAUAACUAAUCAGAUUUCAAUCCUAUCUCCGUAUACAGAUAAUAACCUGCGCUUCGAUACGACGAUAUUCGGUAUUGCCAAGACUAUUUAAUAAAGGUUUAAGAGGAUUAGACGGCAUCCCGGAAGGAGGAAUCAUGUCCGUGGCACCGGGUCAAUACUGGAAUCUGAUUGAGCGAAGUCAACCUCCGGUCAAACGGCGAACCAACCACACGAAAGUGCGCACCGGGUGCGUUACAUGCAAGAACCGGCGAGUAAAAUGCGAUGAAAGGAAGCCGUUGUGCGGUCGCUGCGAGAAGGCAGGGUUCCUAUGCGCCGGGUAUGAAGGCCCUAAUUCCAGGCGCGGAAGAGAACCCCCGGAAAAGUCCAAGAAAUUGACGGGGCCUGCUGCGCUGCGGCCUAAGUCCCUACAACCCCGGAUCGUCGAUGUAACGAAAGAAAUACCGAUCAUAGACUUUUUGCUACCUCCGUCGCUAACACCCAAUUAUCUGGACCGUCGCGAUGCUCAGUACUUCGAACGCUUCCGAUCACAGAUAACAAUGGACAUAUCGAUUUGGUGUGGAGGUGAGUAUUGGAAGCGCAUACUCUGCGAAGUAUUGGAGGAUGAUUGUAUACGGUACGCUGCGCUGGCUCUGGCGGCUAUGCUGCUAGCGGCAGAGCGGUGCUCGGAUAUCGCCAAUCGAUCGCCUGGCCGAUUGACACAAUGUCACGAGGGACAAGCAGCGCUUCGGUACUAUAUGAAGGCUAUCUCCUUAUGUCGAAAGCAACUGAUAGGCGGAAUUACUAAGGAAGCCAUCCGAUCGAACCUAACAUCCACCUUCUUUUUCGCCAUAUUAGAGAUUUUGCAGGGAAAUAUAGCCACAGCAGAUCAGAUCAUGGUUAAUGGCGCGAUAUUGAUACGAGACGCGAUGAAAGCGAAGGCGCCGAGUGGUCGACCUACCCUAGUUUGGGAUCAGCAAUUGAUUGGUAUGAAAUCGGGCUUCGACAAGCUAACCAUAAUGUGGGGAUUAUCUCCUUUCUUCCAUGGACAGAGAGAAGUCUGUGCCCUGAUGAUGCCGGAGGAGCGGCUUUCGCAGGUACCAGAUGAAUACGCGACCGUAUCUCACGUGCGGAAUUGUUGGUUGACAUUUCAAAAUGACGUGGGACUGUUCAUGAUGGGCGUUCGUUGCGGAAAGAUCGUCUCUGCAGAGAACAUGGAGAAGGCGAUAUCACAAAAGUCAAAAUUCUUGGCCCAACUCCGUCGAUGGAUGCCGCUACUAGAUUCCCUAUUAGAGAGGGAAGAAAAUACCCCGAACCUUUAUCCGCUGAGCAUAAUGAAGGCCUCUGCCUUAACCAGCACCAUCUUCUUAUCCUGCUUUCUCGACCGAUCCGAUGUUUCAUACGAUCUACAUCUUCAAAGCUUCAUCGAAAUCAUACAUAUCUGCCAGAGAUUCAUCCCCGACAAACCGCCGACACACUUGAAAUUCUCGCUCGAUAUCGACCUAUUCCCCGUCGUCUCAUUUACUGUCACCAAGUGCCGAGACCAGAAGACGCGGCAGCUAGCUUUGAAGAUCUUCCACCAAAUGACGUAUGGACAAGUCUUCUGGAAUAACCAAGGGAUGUUAGGGUCAUUACAUGCUCUUGUUGACUUAGAGCACAAGGGAAGAGAUAAGAGAGGGUUCAUUCCUCCGUCUUCGCGGUAUUACUUCGUGGGCUCGGAAUGGGAUUUCGAGCAUCGCCAGAUGAUGGCAACGUUCGUCUCUGUAGUCACAAUUCCAACCGAAUCUGGGAACAUGCCUACAGUGCGUGUACCAAUAAGCUUUUAACGGAAACAUAAAAAAUCUAGAGUAUAAGGGCAACCUAGAUGCAUGUAAUUGAAUUUGUUGAGAAUGUCG
Molecule: messenger RNA, 2075 nt
Organism: Annulohypoxylon maeteangense
Lineage: Eukaryota; Fungi; Ascomycota; Sordariomycetes; Xylariales; Hypoxylaceae
Exons: 1
Coding region: 339-2006 (555 amino acids)
Biological process (GO): regulation of DNA-templated transcription
Molecular function (GO): DNA-binding transcription factor activity, RNA polymerase II-specific; zinc ion binding
Source: RefSeq, a predicted model, not a curated record